GAAAGUUCACUUCCUCAUUGUGGAUGCCUCAUGUGACAAGUUCCGAUUUCUUCUUAAAGUCAAUGUAACUCAGGUCUCCUUGCUGCUUCUGGAAGCCUUGGAGGGAGCCCAUCAGUUCAAGGACUCUUCCUAUGGGUGUUCCUGCCGGCCCCAGCAGAAUGACGUGGGUGGUUUGGGUGCUCCUGCUGUGCACCUCUGCAAUGGCGCAGCUGCAUAAGGAUCCCACCCUAGAUAACCACUGGGACCUCUGGAAGAAAACCUACGGCAGGCAAUACAAGGAAAAGGUAGAUGAGAUUGCCAUGCAAGCGAUGCGCUUCCAGACCGUGUGCUUUCUCCCUGUCCAGAUUCUGUUCUUCCAGCAGUGUUGUAAUCAGUACUACUCACUCAUUUCUUGCCAGAUGCCAUUCUUGGUGCUAGAGAUACAGCAGGAAACAAAACAAAGUUCCUGUUCUUACGGAACUUCCAUCCUACUGAGAGAAACAGCAAGGAAUGUGAUCAAUUUCACCCUCACCCGCUCCCCUUUAGGACUAGGCCCCCGGUUUCAAGGCAUGAACCACCUGGGAGACAGGACCAGUGAAGAAGUGAUGUCUUUGAUGAGUUCUCUGAGAGUUCCCAGCCAGUGGCAGAGAAAUGUCACUUACAAGUCAAAUCCUAAUCAGAUAUUGCCUGAUUCUGUGGACUGGAGAGAGAAGGGCUGUGUUACGGAAGUAAAAUACCAGGGUGCUUGUGGUUCUUGCUGGGCUUUCAGUGCUGUGGGGGCCCUGGAAGCACAGCUGAAACUGAAAACAGGGAAGCUGGUGUCUCUCAGUGCGCAAAACCUGGUGGAUUGCUCAAAUGAAAAAUACAGCAAUAAAGGCUGCAACGGUGGCUUCAUGACCAGGGCUUUCCAAUACAUCAUCGAUAACAAAGGCAUCGAUUCGGAAGCUUCCUAUCCCUACAAAGCCAUGGAUGGAAAGUGCCGGUAUGACCCCAAAAACCGAGCUGCCACGUGUUCCAAGUACACUGAGCUUCCCUAUGGCAGUGAGGUUGCCCUGGCAGAGGCCGUGGCUAACAAAGGGCCCGUGUCUGUUGGUGUGGAUGCAAGUCGCCCAACUUUCUUCCUCUACAAAAGUGGCGUCUACUUUGACCCAUCCUGCACUCAGAAUGUGAAUCAUGGCGUGUUGGUCAUUGGCUACGGUAAACUUAAUGGAAAAGACUACUGGCUUGUGAAAAACAGCUGGGGCGUCAACUUUGGUGACCAAGGAUAUAUUCGAAUGGCAAGAAAUAGUGGAAAUCACUGUGGCAUUGCUAGUUUUCCCUCUUACCCAGAAAUCUAGAGGAUGUCUUCAUUCUAUAAAAAGUCAAGAAAGAUGAACUGCUUUCUUCUAACUUAAUUUUGCCUGUUGUAACCAGUAGAAAUAAGCGUGUCAUCAUCGAUGUAUUUUAACUGUACUAAUUAGAAAACGUGGAAACCCUGGUGGCGUAGUGGUUAAGAGCUCGGCUGCUAACCAAAAGGUUGGCAGUUUGAAUCCACCAGGAACUCCCUGGAAACCCUGUUGGGCAGUUCUGCUCUGUCCUGUAGGAUCACUAUGAGUUGGAAUCAACUCGACGGCAACGGGUUUGGGUUUUUUUUUUUUAAUUAGAAGACAUAGUUUGACUUCCUUUUUAACUUUGCACAGCUUGAAAAAAAAGCUUGCUAACUAAAUUAAUGAUGUAUGAUAGCUGUAACGGCAUGCGAAUGUGUCAACCUAAAACAAUGUGUUGUGUUUGUGCUUGUCUCAUUUCACACUGUUUUUUUCAAGCUCUCUGAUACCCUUUUGUAAGUUGGUGGUGUAUAUAUGCUUAAUAAAAAUCUGUCUUCAAAUUUC
Molecule: messenger RNA, 1847 nt
Organism: Trichechus manatus latirostris (Florida manatee)
Lineage: Eukaryota; Metazoa; Chordata; Mammalia; Sirenia; Trichechidae
Gene: CTSS
Product: cathepsin S
Exons: 9
Coding region: 132-1316 (394 amino acids)
Biological process (GO): positive regulation of peptidase activity; positive regulation of apoptotic signaling pathway; immune response
Cellular component (GO): lysosome
Molecular function (GO): cysteine-type endopeptidase activator activity involved in apoptotic process; cysteine-type endopeptidase activity
Source: RefSeq, a predicted model, not a curated record